CAACAUUUGACAACUGAGAACAAAUACUUCACCCACAGGGCUGCUUCUCCUCCAGAAACCCGCCGGCGAAAAUGGCUGAUGUUUUCAGAAGCCUGAACCUCCUUGAGACCCUCAAAGAGUCCAUAGAGCACAAUAAGGUAUCAGAUGUCAAGGAUGCAGUGGAAGAUCUCCUGAUCAGCAGGAUCAACUUAGCUGUGAUAGGGGACCGUGGGGAUGAAAAGGCCACCUUCAUAAACUCCCUACGUGGCCUCAGCUCUGGGGAUGAUGGAGCAGCUCCGUCUCAAUCCCCUGUUGCCCCGGAGGAGGUGGCAGGCUACCCAAGCCCUAAACACCCUGACUUUCGCAUGUGGGAUCUGCCACCUGUUCCAUCCACCUCUCCAUUUGAACCCGAGGGAUACAUGGACAGAGUUAAGUUUGCCCGCUACAAUGCCGUCUUCAUUGCGUUCAACCAGGCGCCCCAACCCAACAGCGUGGCGGUGUUUCUCGAGGCCCGGUCACAACAGCGACAAACAGUGUACUUUAUUCUCUUAGCUUCAGAAAAAGCCACUGAAAAAAACCUAGAAGAAGAGAGGAAAGCCAGUUUAGAAGUGCUGACAUCACAGGGUGUGGCACUGCCUAAAGUCUACCUGGUGCGACCCUCCACCUUGGAGAAGUUUGACUUCCCCGGCCUGUUGGAGGACAUGGGAAGAGACCUUCCAGAGAUCCGAGCCCACGCACUUCUCUUGGCUUUCCCGACGCUUACCUCCACCCUGAUCACCCAGAAAAAGGAGGCAUUUAAAGCCCUAGUAUGGGCAGCUGCCUCGCUAUCUGGCGGGGUGUCAGCUAUCCCCGUUCCCUUUGUGGCCUCCAUGGUGGACUCAAGUGUAGCAGUGCGGAUUCUAAGCAAAGCACAAUUAUCUCUGUGCCUGGAUGAUGAAUCGGUCGAGCGACUGGCCCGACAGCGAAGGAUGGAACCAACAGGACUUAAAGUGCUGCGGACCUGUGUUCUGUCAGUGGAGGUCACUAAAGGUGAAGUGAAAAAGCGUCUGGCGGCGGCAGAAAAGGACUUGGCCGCGGUUUCGUCGAAGUUGGUGGAGAUGGCGAUGCCCAGACAUGCCCGUUCUGCCAGCCGCUCCUUCACUGCCAUGCUGCAAGCUUUAAACGGUGCCAUCGAUGAAAUGGCGGCUGAUGCCGAGAAGAUUGUGGCUGCUGUUAUUAAGGAGGGGAAGUGAAGUCUGUUGUUUUUGUCUUUGUGCAAGGUUUCCUGUUUAUGUGUGGUUUCCCUUUACUUUAAUGUUUUGCAAUAUGAGAAAUGCACUAUUUACACAGUACUUCAGAAAACUUUUGAAAAGUUUUCACUUAUUUUGAUGAACUUGAAGUACUAAAGGACACUAUAAAUAUUGUGUAAGCAUGCAUCCUGCAAAUAGAUGUCAAAUACUGUAAGUGCUGAUCAGUGCCUGUAAUAGAG
This is a messenger RNA of Anarrhichthys ocellatus (wolf-eel), 1447 nucleotides long. RefSeq names its product immunity-related GTPase family, q2 (gene irgq2). The transcript is spliced from 2 exons. Bases 72 to 1211 code for a protein of 379 amino acids. Gene Ontology annotation, cellular component: membrane. NCBI's taxonomy places the organism in Eukaryota, Metazoa, Chordata, Actinopteri, Perciformes, Anarhichadidae. Gene Ontology annotation, molecular function: GTP binding. The record is from RefSeq and is a predicted model, not a curated record.